AUGGACUUAAGUAUUGUGAAAAAUUUAAAAAUUCCAGUAACUUGUUCACUAGCCGUGGGAAGAAAUGUCCCAACCUAUAAUUCUAAUGCUACUACUUGUUCAGAAAUAACAAAGACAGCAUUCGAUUCUCACCCAGAUUGUUAUGUUAACUCUGGCUUGUGCACUAUUCCAAAAGAUUGGUAUAAUAUAUUUGCCACUAUUGGUGUCCAUGAGUUAUUUGGAAAUAAAGAAACUUUUUUGUCAAAAGUACUUUCUACAACUUUCUAUAGACAAUGGUUAAUGGAGAACUUCUUAGAGAUGCUGGACACAAUUGAUAGCCAUCAAAAGAAGUAUGUUGAGGUUGAGGCUGAGAAUAUUGAAGUUAAAGCUGCAAAUGCAAAAUUAAAGCAACCUUUAAAAGGAUAUGAAACCAGAUUCAUGAAUCUAAAGCAGAGUGAUAAAGAAAAGACCAACCUUAUCACUAACAUGAGCAGAGCAAUAAAGAAAAAAAACUGA
Entrophospora candida is the source of this 495-nucleotide messenger RNA. Lineage: Eukaryota; Fungi; Glomeromycota; Glomeromycetes; Entrophosporales; Entrophosporaceae. The record is from the annotation of a GenBank genome assembly.